Cavenderia fasciculata is the source of this 114-nucleotide messenger RNA. RefSeq lists its product as uncharacterized. The record is from RefSeq and is a predicted model, not a curated record. The coding region runs from base 1 to 114 and encodes 37 amino acids. The transcript has a single exon. Lineage: Eukaryota; Evosea; Eumycetozoa; Acytosteliales; Cavenderiaceae.
AUGUCUCUCUCUCUCCUCUAUCACGAUCCUCGCUCCAAACUGAUCCAAAGCAAAGAGGCAGGUAAUACCUCGAAUCAUCAUAUUACACUUGCCGGAAAAAGAUUAAAAGAUUAA